Misgurnus anguillicaudatus (oriental weatherfish) is the source of this 753-nucleotide messenger RNA. Its product is annotated as dnaJ homolog subfamily B member 9. Gene Ontology annotation, biological process: ERAD pathway. The record is from RefSeq and is a predicted model, not a curated record. NCBI's taxonomy places the organism in Eukaryota, Metazoa, Chordata, Actinopteri, Cypriniformes, Cobitidae. Gene Ontology annotation, cellular component: endoplasmic reticulum. Gene Ontology annotation, molecular function: misfolded protein binding; protein-folding chaperone binding.
GUCCUCAAAGCAUACUAAUUUCAACAUACUACAAGUUAAUACAUACAUGCUAAUUGCACAUUUGGACGCAGGAAGCGUUGUCUUCUCUGUUGUGAGAAGUUGCUCUGUGACUUAACAAUAUUAUCCUGCUUUGGUCGCUAAUGGCAACCGCAGAGCAUCUAUGCAUUAUGCUUGUGCUCUAUGUGUGUACCUGUAGUUGUAUGAGUGACUAUUACUCACUGCUAGGAGUUCCUCGCUCAGCGUCUAUGAGAGAGAUCAAAAAAGCGUUUCACAAACUGGCUCUUAAACACCAUCCUGACAAGAACCAAAGCCCUAAUGCACAGCAGGCAUUCACGCACAUUGCUCAAGCAUAUGAGGUGCUGUCAAGUAAAGAAAGUAGAAGAGUCUAUGACCAAACAGAUUACAUAACAAACCCUGAUCAAAGCGGAGACAGCAGGAAAAUGGGCAACAAUCCCUUCGAUGACAAAGAGGGAUUCUAUGGCAAAAACGGUUUCGAACAUUUUAGUCUGCAGGAGCUGCUUCGGACGCUACGCCUAGAUGCUGACUUUUUCAUGGAUGAAGAAUCUAGUUUUGAAGGAUGGAGUUAUAAUUUUGGAGCUGAUGAUGAUGAUGAACAGGUCUUCCUUGGUGAUCUCUUCAACAUGCUGUGAAUAUCAGGGUGUGUGUGAUAUGUUUUUAAAUUUAUAAUUUAUGUCACUUGUAGUUAUUUCAAAAACCUAUACAAUCUUUUUUAAAUAAAACUUGAAAAAUAAA